UCAUUCAGUUACUCCAAAAUGAACAGAUUAUUUGGGCGAGGAAAGCCAAAGGAACCGCCGCCGAAUCUCACGGAUGCUAUUUCUAACGUAAGUCGUGGUACAAUUGCAGACUAGAAUCGUGGAACACAAUCAGACCAGAGCAAGUGACUGCAGAUUUCCUUUGCAUCUUUCAUUAAACUUUUUUCUGUUGCUUAGGUGGACAGUCGAGGGGAAUCUAUAGAAAAGAAGAUUAGUAAACUUGAUGCAGAGCUCAUGAAAUACAAGGAUCAGAUGAAAAAAAUGAGAGAUGGACCCUCAAAGGUUUGUAUUAGGAUGUAAGAAGUUUCUUGAGCUUUUAAAAUAGUGCUGAAAAUUUAUGUCUUUUUCAGUGGCCACUGUAAAUUCUAAAAUCCACGUAUUGUCUCUUGUUAUUUUGUAUUAAAAUACAGUCAUAUCAAGCUGGUACUUUUAGACGAAGAAUUAUUUUACCAUUCAGAAGAAGUCUUUUGUUGGUUCAAGAUGGUCGACACUUAAGCCACCAGGCUUCAAUUGUUCAAAAGGUGGAUAGCGCUGUCCACUGGUUAAAUUUGUAACCAGUGGAUAAUGCAAUUGGUUUUUGUACUACUUAUAUAUCCGCUGGAUAGUAAUUUGUCCAGUGCUAUCCAACUUUUCAACAGCCAGGGCCAGGAAUACAAUAAUUUCAAGCCAAGUAAAGUUUUCUCAACACAUACAAGGUCAUAUUUUUUUUUAACCCUGAGAUAACUUUGGUUUAUGUUCCAAGGCAGUUAAUGGGCUAAUUGCCAGUUGUACAGUGUAGCAUACAGUGCAUGCUAAGCCAACCAGACUUUGAGUGAAGGCAAGGCUAGCAGUGACUUUGCUUCGAUAGAAACCUCAGCACUAUUUAUAGAUUAAAUUUCUCUUUUUUUUUUUCCAAGGAAGUAUGCAAAGCCCUAACAAACUGUGCUCAGAACAUGAAAAAACAAAUUUAUAUAGAUACAUACAGAUGGAUAACCAGAGGAGCUUAUAACUGGAAUAAAGUUGCUGUAAACACAUUAAAUUGUAAGCCUCGUUCCAGUUUCUAAGCAGAUCUUAUUAUCAGAUUUGCUUAUAAACAGGAAGGAGACUUAUAAGCUGCUGUAUGUGGUCUAGUAAAAUGACGCAGAGUGUAAUAGUACUUGAUCCUCUGUAUGGUUGCCUGCAGAUAUCAAAUUUGUCACACAUUUUCCAUCAAGUCAUCAGUUUUUCAGGUGAAAUUGUCACUUAUUAGGCUGAUUUAGCAACAGAUUGGGAAUGUCAUUUGACGAUGGGUUACAAGCGCGCGGAAAGGACUAAACUUGACUUCCGGUACCCAAUUUGCCGCUCAGCCAUUGGUCAAUCCAGUUGUUUGAUUUGCGCGGGCAGUCGUCAACAGACGUUCCCGUUCUGUUGUUAAAUCAGCCUAUUAAGAAUUUUUUGGCAUGCUAAUGCUGCUAGCGAGCUCAUGACAACCAUAACAAUGACUGAAACUAGAAAAGAACUCUGCAUUUUGGCAGAUUUAUUUGCAGUCGUUAUCAAACUUAAUUGAGAUGGCAAUGUGAUGUUUGCUUUAAUUUCUAAGAUCAUCUCUUCAUCAAUGGCAAUUAUAACAGUUGCAAUUGGAAAUACCUUGGAUACAGAGUCUCAUACUUAAUGUCUGUGUGUUUAUUAAUUUUUUUUUAUCACUCCAAUGUGUUUUUCCUUUCUUUUAGAAUAUGAUCAAGCAAAGAGCAAUGAGAGUUUUGAAACAGAAAAAGCAGUAAGUUACUUAAUGCUGAAUAUUCGAAUAGAAAAUAUUAUUUUCUUUUUAUAAAAACUAAUGGUACAUGGAGGGAGCCACCAGCAAUCGAGUUGAUUACACAAAUUAAAGUUACAGCAAAAGCAACAAAAUAAGUGAUCUAUGCAAAAAAUAGUUACAGAGCACUAAGAAAGGCUAGAUGUAAGUCAGCAUGCGAAGAAAGUACUGUCCAAUAGCCUGAGACUAGUGGAUUUUGCUAUCAGGCUAGUGAAUUCAGUUUUUAACUAGCCGGACAGGCAAGUGAAAUUUUGUUCAGGAAUUCAAAUUACAUAAGAACUUUGUAAUCAAUCCUGCUCAUCAAAAUGUUUUUGGGGCUAGUUGAAAUGAAUUUGGGGCUAGUUCGUGCUAGCUACAGCUUGCCCAAAUGGCAUGUUUUUUUAUAGAUUUUUCCUGGAGUUCAAUUUUUAAGGACUUUAUCCAGGUUCAAAAAGAGAAAGGGAAAUAACUUAGUCUUGUAUGAAAUAUCACAUAAGAGGGUUUCACAUUGUAGUGGUGCAGUGGACAUCCAAGAAAUAAUACUAAAAAGUGUAAAGCACAUGCAGAGUUGUUGUUUUGCUCAUAAAAUCAAUAUUGUUUCUUGAUGUUGGCAUUUUUGUUGUUGUAGUUACUUAAGCAAUAAUAUUGUUAUGAAGGCAUCCAUGAUGACAUGUUUGACUGUUGUUUGUUUGUAACCUGUAAAAGUUACUAUGAAAGCUUUUGUUAAUCUUCAAUACCUUUCAGGUAUGAAAAUCAGCUGGAAAAUCUCCGACAACAAUCCUUUAACAUGGAGCAGGCGAAUUUUGCAACACAAACAUUGAAAGAUACGAAAACGACAGUGAGUAUAUCAUUGUUUUGAUACAUAUACAUGUACAGUGUAAUUUUAUAGAGCUAGUGUUCAAGAUACACUGUACCCUGGUAGAAAUGUGUCCUGCUCAGGAUCCUAAGUAAGGGUUUGAAUGGAUCUUUACUUUAUUAUUGUUGCACAAACUAAAUCAAGAAGCCUCAAGUGGCAAGAAAGGCUUAUCUUGACCACUGGUGUAGCCUAUAGGAAUACUUGGCUGAUUUGUUGACUCACAGAGUCAGCCAUACAGUGUUUACUAGUUAAUUGUGGCUGCGAUGACUGUAUCUACUUAUUUUUUAGGUUGAUGCUAUGAAGUUAGGACUAAAAGACAUGAAAAAGGAAUAUAAGAAAGUCAAUCUUGAUGAAAUUGAGGUAUGGCCAUUUUGUUGUCAAUCUUUGUAUUGUUUUGCUAUAUCUAUUUUCAGUCUGCCUUUGUUACAUUAUACACUUACAUGUACAUCUAAUGUCAGGUCUUGUGGAAAACAGUUCUCUUUAGUCAUCUCAGGAAACAUCAGGUCUCGGUGGGAAAUAAAAAUAACUGUUUUACCAAGGGACCUGACAUUAAGUGUUUUGUUAUACUCUUAAAAGACUUUCACCUCAAUAGCCACAAAGAAUAUAGAGUAAUUUUUAAAACACAUUGUGUUAAAACACAAUGCCAGUUCUUCAGAACUCAAAUUUAAUUCUCAAAUGAAUAAAUGAUUUAGCAAAGUACCGUAUUUUAUCGAUUCAUCGCCGGGCCUUGAAUAAAUACUGGGUCUUGGAUGGGAAGUUUUAGAUACUCCCCUCCAGAUGUUUAUUUGUGGUAUAAUAAACUAACGGCAUAUUAUUUAGGCAAAAUACACGGCUGUCAAGAAAAAGGCACAAAAGCUUUUCUUAAGCCCGAAUAAACUGCAAAUUCAAACAAACGCCGGUCCACAAGGCCAAGUUUGAAUUAAACUCUGGGGGCGUUUAAUUGAGAAAAUAUGGUACGCUCCUUGUGUUAUCCACAUCUUUUUUCUUUACUAGCUGCUGUAUUUCUUCUUGGAUGACUUCAAAAAUCAUUACUUUUUAGCUUUAGGCUCCUUGUUUGUGUUUAUGUGUUUAUUUACAAAAGUGAAAACUAGCUUGCAUGUUUUUCUUAUCUCCUGUUAUGCCACUUUUCACCAUGCACUGAUCCCAACAUGCUGUGGUAUCCCAGGCAGGUUACAAUAAAUAAUAAUUAUUAUUGAUUGCUGAAUUGUAUCACAAUCAGGAUACAUUUGAAUUUAGUUAAGGCCAUUUGACCAAUAAUCAACUAAUUACAGUCCCUGUUUAGUUGAGUGAGAGUGUAGAAAUAUAACAAUAGUUGUUAUUCUUGACUAAAGGACCUUCAAGAUGACAUGGCAGAUAUGCUUGAGAUUGCUAACGAAGUUCAAGAGACUUUAGGCCGGACUUAUGGCAUGCCAGAUGACCUAGAUGAGGCUGAUCUUGAAGCAGGUACUGUACAUGAAAUGAAAGCCCAUUCACUGCCUAGGGUAACCUAAACUGGGGGGGGGGGGAUACUCCCUACAAUGGCCUUUAGGGGGAAGUUCUGUCCUACAGGGGUACCCUUUUCUGGCUUCAGGGAUAUAUUGAGGAUAUUACAUGGCUGCAGAGAGAUACAAAAUUUCUCUUCUCCUGUUGAAAAAAUGAUUUACUUGUUUUCAAACAAGGGAUGCAGAAAUCUAAAUGAGGUCAUGAAUGUUUUAUAUAAAACCAAUGAAUGCCAAAAUAUUUCUCCCAAAAAAUAUUUUUUACAUGUAAAAGGAUAAGGGGUUGGACCUCAGGGUGAAGCCUCCACAUAUAAAACUUUGUUGUUCAAAAUCUCUAAAAUUUACUAAGAAAUAUACAGCUACAGUGCAGACAACUUUUAAGCUUUUGAAUGGUUGUAUCUCGUUCAUUAUAAAUUUGGCUCAAUUAUCAUCAAACUUGGGAAUUUUUGUAAACUACUCCAUAUAAGGUAAUCCAAGACAGUCUUGGAUCCUGAAUUCCACGUUGAAGAUUCCGAUCCCAGGUACUGGAUUCUGGAAUCUUUGUCAGUGGAUCUUGGAUUCUGGAUUCUACUCAAAAGAUUAGAAGGAUUCUUGAUUCCUGGAGCUGAAUUUCAGAUUUCAAAUCCCCGGUUUCCGGAUUACCUUUCAUGGGGCGGAUGUAUGACUUUGUGUGCUCUUUCUGACUAUGAGGUUCUUUUGUUUGACCGGGUCUUUACAUACUGUGUUUAAACUCAUUUCUCCUCAGAAUUGGAAGCCCUUGGUGAUGAUCUAGCCCUUGAUGAAGACACUUCGUACUUAGAUGAAGUUCCUGCGCCAUCAGAUACAAUACCAGGGGAGCAAGACUCAUCAGGAACAAAAACACAGGUA
Porites lobata is the source of this 4969-nucleotide messenger RNA. Lineage: Eukaryota; Metazoa; Cnidaria; Anthozoa; Scleractinia; Poritidae. The record is from the annotation of a GenBank genome assembly.